Myzus persicae (green peach aphid) is the source of this 1225-nucleotide messenger RNA. RefSeq lists its product as uncharacterized. The record is from RefSeq and is a predicted model, not a curated record. NCBI's taxonomy places the organism in Eukaryota, Metazoa, Arthropoda, Insecta, Hemiptera, Aphididae. Bases 176 to 1225 code for a protein of 349 amino acids. The transcript has 5 exons. Gene Ontology annotation, molecular function: protein dimerization activity.
UUUAUGUGUGAGAUAUUUGGAUACUCAAAAUAAUAUAUGUGAAGAUUUUUUGCAAUAUAUAAAAGUAGACAGUCUUACUGGCAUUUCACUUUCGUCAGCUAUUAUAAAUGGUUUAAUUAGUUGUGGAGUUCAAUGCGAUUUCUAAUUUGGUCAAGGAUUUGAUGGAGCAAGUAACAUGUCUGGGAAGUUUAAUGGCGUUCAAGCGAUUAUCCGUGAACAGUAUCCUCAAGCAAUAUAUGUCCAUUGUGCUGCCCAUUCACUGAACUUGGCUGUUUCUACUGCAAGCAAUAUUAAGCCUAUUCGAAACUGUUUAGGCAUAUUGGAAAAAAUGUAUGUGUUUUUUAAAACUCCAAAGCGUAAUAAUGCAUUGUUAAUUGCAAUCGAUGAAGGUGAUUUUGAACCUAAAAUCAGAACACUUAAAAGACUUUGUGCCACACGCUGGGUGCAGCGUUAUGAUGCUGUGAACGAUUUUGUUGAACUAUUCCCUUGUGUGGUGGCUGCAUUAGAAAUAAUUACAGAAUGGAACGACAGUACUGCCACUGAUGCUGCCAUAUUAUUAAAAGCUAUUGAUAGUGAAUUUUUGAUCUCACUUCAAAUUACAAAAGAAAUGGCUAUAGUUAUCAGCUUAAAUCUAUCAGUGAAAAGAAUUACAAAAAUACAAACCAAUCGUGCAAAUCCAUUUACAGAUUCUGAUAAUAAUAAAAUAUCAAACAUAAAUGUUGAACAUUAUUAUCGAACUACAAUAUUUAUUCCAUAUUUGGAUUUCUUUAUUGCACAAUUAGAAGAAAGAUUUACUGCACACAAAACUAUUUUUAAAGGAUUUGAGACUAUUUUUUCAAAAAAUCAGUUCUUAAAUGCAAGUGAAAUUGAAUCCUUUAAAAAUCUGGCAGAGUUUUAUUCACCGCAUGUAAAUAAAGACAACAGUUUGGCUGAACUGAAAAUAUGGCGAACAAAGAUAUUGGACAAUUCUGAAGUCAUUAAAACUGGCCUAGAUGCUCUUCAACUCUGCAGUUCCUCUAUUUAUACAAAUUUGAAUAAGUUACUAAAAAUUUUAUGUGUCCUACCCGUUUCAACAUCCACCCCAGAAAGAACGUUUUCAACAUUAAAGAGGGACCGUUUGAAUGGAUUAACGUUGUUGGCAGUACAUAAAGAUACUAGCAUUACUCCAGAUGAAGUCUUGGAUGAAAUGUCUAUGAAGCCAAGAAAACUUGAUCUUAUACUUUAA